This is a messenger RNA of Schistosoma spindalis, 1875 nucleotides long. The record is from the annotation of a GenBank genome assembly. NCBI's taxonomy places the organism in Eukaryota, Metazoa, Platyhelminthes, Trematoda, Strigeidida, Schistosomatidae.
AUGAAUCACUCAGUCAUGGCCAAUGGUGAAAAGAGAACCCCUUCAGUCAUUUUAAUGGACUUCUUUAAUAUGAUUCCGUUCACAGAUCGGACUAGCGUUUCUUCAACUUUAACCGAAAUCCGCAACAGCCUGGAUGAUGUAAUUCCAAAUACUAAUCCUAUAGCACCAUUUAUUAGCAAAAUCAGGCAGCUACAGUUAGUUUUCAUGAGGAUUCCCAUGGUAUUAAGAAAACAAAUCAAAUCCCUUUUACUGGAAGGCUUAGAAGCGUCGUCAGAAAUCUCUAACCCACUUCUGUGUAUUUUUACACUGUGUCUAUGUUUAUUGGAAUUAAGCGUUUUGAGAAACUGUGAUCGGUCAGACUUAGAAAGCGAAGAUAUUUGGACAACUAUCAAAGAAUUAAAUCGUUCUAUAUUACCCAAAUUAUGUGAAAAAAUAAAGCAACAAAAAACGAAUCUGCCUUCACUUUUAUCAUGGUCAUAUUGUAUGUUAGCAUUCACUUUCUAUGCUUGUGCAGAGUGGGUACAUAAUCAAGGUUGUGAACCUUCACCUUCCUUUUGUGUCCAGAAUCCCGUAGUUUUAGAUGAAACUAUUUUGGAUCAUCCGACUGUGCCACAUAUAUUGCGCCAUAUUCUCUAUAAUCAGGUAAAGAAUAGACCUUAUUUUACACCACCUACUUCACGAACGCUAAUAGAUCUUAUAUUUUCAAGUGCAAUAUCUAGCAAUGCAGGAAUUUUAAUGUCUUGUAAGUAUAAAAAAACAUACGACCUAUCCGACUGUUGUAUUGAAUUUGAUGAACCUCCGGUUCAACCUGUCAAAGUUGAUGAAAUCAAAUCUAAUCCUAAAGACAAACCACGUCAAUUGCCUUCAUGUUUUCAAGAUAAUUUACAAACAGGUUCCUUCAAAAAAAUUUAUUCUAACCUGAGUUUGUUGAAACAACUACUUGGAAAUCCUGACUCCCAGAAUUCUUUACUGGAACCAUUAAUUUUCAGCUUACGACAGUCACCUUUCAUAUUGAAACGCUUGAGAAGUUGCUUGUCAAGUCUAAAACCAAAUGACACUAAUAUCUGCUUAUAUGAGAAAAUUUAUACCUUACUACUACAAUUGUGGUUUCAAGCUGCUAUGGAUCGUACGUUGCUUAAGAAUUUUCCACAAUCAUAUAUAUGGUUGUGUGGUUUCACUUGCCCGAUGUAUGAGGUAAUGAGUAUGACUGGAUUCUAUGAUGCUGUUAUAUGGACUGGGCGUUUUCUGACUGCUUAUGAGAAUAUGUUUAGGUCAUCAAUUUUUAACUCACCGCACUGGUACCUACAAAUGAUUACGGAUGCAGUGAUUGCUAUAAUAGAUCGAUCAGGAAAAGGUAGUCAACAGGAUAUAUCAUCUGAUCAACUGGAUGAAUUGCUUUGUAGUUGUAUGGCUGCAAUUGUCAGACCAUUUCAUGCUCUCAGAAUUGAAGAUCACGAAGUUUAUGCUGAAAUGUCUAGAGCGAUUAAAGUCCCUUUAGAAUCGAUUGUAUCACAUCUUUCAAGUUGUUCAGUUAUAAAAGAUAGUUCAAGUACAAAUAUCAAAGAAAAAAAAACAAAAACAACAGAACCAACAAGUACAACAACUAUAAAUUUUAGAUUAAAAGAUUUCAUAGUUCAUCAUCUCAUAUUUCCAAUGAUCAGAGCAUGUGACAAAUGGGCAAUGGGACAAGCAAAGUUGGGAAUAAAACCACAUUGUGCAAAAGCUCUUCUUAAUCAACUUAUUAUUGAUGCUAAAAUUCAAAAUGAAAACAUUGAAGGCCCUCCUCAAGUCGCACAAAAGUUGGAUAUCGUUAGACCACCUGCUGUAGGUGGCUUGCAUGUAGCGGAAAAACUAUCGUUAAAACGAAAACGAUAA